Folsomia candida is the source of this 2496-nucleotide messenger RNA. RefSeq lists its product as uncharacterized. NCBI's taxonomy places the organism in Eukaryota, Metazoa, Arthropoda, Collembola, Entomobryomorpha, Isotomidae. The record is from RefSeq and is a predicted model, not a curated record. Bases 1 to 2496 code for a protein of 831 amino acids. The transcript has 5 exons. Gene Ontology annotation, molecular function: nucleic acid binding.
AUGGCUGACAAAGAGGAGACAAAUUUGGCUGAUCUAUUAGCAAAACUUAGUGAGCAACAGCAAGCAAUUGAAAAUUUGCAGAGAACUGUCGCUGGGGGACCGGCAGAUAUGAAUCAAGCAGUCAAGCCGUCAUGGUCCUUAGGGUUAUCUGAGGAUGAAGAGGAUGAUGUUGAGAAAAUGAUUAACGGAGGUGGUAAAGAGCAGCAUGACGAGGUGGAUAAUGAGAUUGCCAUCUUAUUGGAGGACAUCGAAAAGGGUCCAGAUUAUGGUGCAGAAGUACUUCCCCAAAUUGCUGAAAGUUUUCGAAAAACCGUGGAACGUCCUUUGACGAAGGAGUCAAAAGAAAAACUAAAACUCGCUCUAAAAAUACCAAGUAACUUGAAGCAGUUUGUUCUACCCAAAACCAAUUCCGAAAUUUGGAAGAUAUUACCCUCAAAUGCUCGGGUCGUUGACAUUAAAAGCCAACAAACGCAGCGGGCCUUAGGAGAAGCCUUAUCAGCGUUAUCAAUGAUUGCCAGCACGGUCGUGGCACAUAAGACGGUCAUCCCAAAGGAGGCGACCAGCAGCAUAGUAAAACUGGCCUUAGAUGCAGGGAACAUUUUGGGAGAUCAGAUUCAGUCCCUAAAUUCAAGCCGGAGGCAAGAGGUUAAAAAACAUUUAAAUCCUGAAUAUGCGGGUAUCUGUACAAGCGAGGUUCCAAACCAAAUAUUAGAACCAAAUAAUUCUAAAUUUAGUGAAAAUGAGAAUAUUAUGAUUGAUGAUAGUAUUAGUAAGCUGUUGAGCACAGGGGCAAUAGUAAAAUCAGAAUCUGAGGCAGGUCAAUUCGUAUCAACAAUUUUUACGGUGCCUAAACCUGAUGGCUCGAGGAGGCCGAUUAUUAAUUUGCGGAAGUUGAAUGAGUAUUUAGAAUCUGUUCACUUUAAGAUGGAAAAUAUUAGGACAGCAGCGCAAUUGACUUCAAAGGGUGUUUACAUGGCCGUGAUUGACUGUCAGGACGCUUAUCAUUCGAUUCCAAUUUAUGGAGCGCAUCAAAAAUUUCUGAAAUUUAGAUGGAAAGGUCAGCUAUACAUGUAUACGGUUGUUCCAUUCGGAUUAUCAGUAGCGCCACGUUUAUACACAAAACUGAACAAACCAAUUGUGGCAUAUCUUCGAUCUCGAGGAAUAAUUGUAGUGUCGUACCUCGAUGACUUGUUAGUUUAUGGUAAUUCGUUUGAGGAAUGUGAGAGUAAUUUACAAAAGUCACUACGGUUGUUAAAGAGUUUAGGAUUUAGGAUAAAUAAGGAGAAAUCGCAACUCAUUCCAUCUCAAACGGUAAGAUAUUUAGGAUUUAUAAUUAAUUCUGCAAACAUGCGGCUGUAUUUACCACAGGAUAAGUGCGACAGAGUCGUUAGAAAGUGUUCUGAGGCAGUUUUGAGACCUCAUAUGAGCGUUAGGAAAUUAGCAGAAUUAAUUGGCACAUUAAUCUCCGCAGUCCCUGCUACUAAAUAUGGGCUGCUGUACACUAAACAAUUGGAGCAAGAAAAGGCUGCUGCCUUAGAGAAAUCUGGAAAUUGGAAUGAAACGCUCAUUCUAUCCGAAGACGCAAUUUUAGACUUAAAUUGGUGGAUCUCUAAUAUUCCAGGUUCAUUUAGUUGCUUACACCAACCAGAUCCAGACUGUAUUAUAACCACAGAUGCGUCGCCCACCGGAUGGGGGGCAUGGAUUGAAGCAAGCGAUAUUAAGACUUAUGGAUUUUGGUCUGGAGCUUCUCGGGACUUUCAUAUAAAUGUUAAGGAACUCUGGGCGAUUUUUUAUGGUGUAAAGUCAUUGGUUCAUUCAGAGAAAAUUCAUCUCCUUAUUCGUACAGAUAGUUCCACUGCUUUAGCCUACGUUAACAAGUUUGGAGGAUGUAGGUCAACGGGUGCACAUGAUGUGGCGAAGAAGCUUUGGCAAUGGGCCGAAUCAAGGGAAAUAAUUUUGUCUGCGAAUUACAUUAAUACAAAAGAUAAUUUCAUAGCCGAUAAAUUAUCCAGAAUGCCAGAGACAUUUGGUAUGCCAGAGAUAGACUUGUUCGCAUCUCAUAAUACAACUCAAUGCAGCAGAUUUUAUUCAUUUAAACCUGAUCCUUCGGGUGAAGGGGUAGACGCAUUUGCAUUUAGGUGGACAGACAACUUUUUCGCAUUUCCACCGUUUAAUCUUGUUGCAAGAGUUAUUAAUAAAAUACGUCGAGAUAAAUGCAAAGGGAUUUUGGUGGGAGGAGAAACAAGUCAAUUCGAAGCUAGCGGUGCUGGUAGCAGUAUUGUCAGGCAGGUCAUGAAAAACUUGGAUCUUCCUGUGGAAGUUUUAGAAAUAAUUAAGUCAUCAAAAUCAGACGGAACUUGGAGACAAUAUGAGUCGGCGUUAUCAAAAUGGGCUUCGUUUUAUCAGCACUGUCGUCUGUUUUUGGAAAAAUUGAUAAUUGUGCAAUUGCAUUAUGCACUGGUCAACGUGUCCAGACCCUUUGUUCCAUUAAGUUAA